UCCAUCAGGUGACGGUUCAUCUCAUUCUCUGACUCGUUGAGUCACUUCCUGAACUUUCUGGUUUCCUCUUGUUCUUGUGCUGCCGAUGUUCUGCUGAUCUGAGCCUGAUCGAUACUGAUCAGGAGGAUCCAUCCUGAGGGCCACACAUUUCCUUCUCGGGGACCUGGACCAGAUUUCCGUAUCUGAGACACAUGGAGACAGCAGAUACUAACCUAGGGGGACCACAGGAGCCCAGGUUGCAGUCUGAGGAGUCGAGGCUUGGGUCCGAUGAGUCCAGGAUGAGGUCGAUGGGCCCUCUGAUCUCCUGGGAGUCAGAGCUGACCUCCAUCCAGCACUCCUUGAAGUUUGUGUUGAAGCUGAAGGAGGAGUUUGUCUGUCCCGUCUGCAGAGGAGUCGUCCUCAACCCCCAGCAGAACUCCUGUGGACACAUCUACUGCUUCCACUGCCUGCAAGGACUUCUGGAGAGUUCGUCCUCGUCCAGCCCAGUUUGUCCAGUGGAGGGAGCUGCGAUCACACCAGCUGAGGUCUUUCAGGACAACUGCUGCAAACGAGAGAUCUCCAGCCUAGAAGUGUACUGCACCAACUCCCCAGAAUGCACCUCUGUCCUCACAUUAAACCAUCUGCAGGAUCACCUUAAGUUGUGUCAGUAUGAACAGAUGCAAUGCACCAAUCCAGACUGCACCACGGUGCUACAGAGAAGGGACCUCCAGGAUCACCUAACCAAUACCUGUCCUCACCGGCAGGAGCCCUGUCCUCACUGCAGCCAGGUGCUCCAGCUCAGCCUGGUCCAGGAUCAUGUGCAGAGCUCAUGUCUGGAAGUAGAGGUGGACUGUCCUGAUGGCUGCUCCCUGAAUGUCCCCAGACACAAGCUGCCCGAGCACAGAGAGACAUGUCCCGAGGUUCAUACUGACUGCUCCUAUAAGAGGUUCGGCUGCUCCGUUCAGGGUAAAAGAGGGAAAGUGAAGCUUCAUGAGGACACCGCUGUCAAUCACCACAUGCUGCUGGUGCUGAGGAGCAACACUCACCUGGAACAACAGGUGGAGGUUCUCCAGGAGGAGGCGCAGCUGAGGAGGAGGGAGGUCCAGACGGGGAGUUUACUGCUUCCUGGUCUCGAGAAGCAAAUCUGUCCUCUGCUGCAGCAGAGCAACAACAACGAACACGUCGUGUCUACGGCUCAGAGGACACUCAGCAGGCAGGACGACGUGCUGUCCUCUGUCCAGGUGGACGUCCGGCAGGUGUCUCGGGGACUGGGUCCUACCCUGGAGGAGCUGGACCAGCUCAGACAGUCUCUGGAUGCCGUGAUGCAGGAAGUGUCAACAGCCGAGGCCCUCAAAGAACACCUGGGGACGCUGGAGGAGAACCUGAAGCGUCACUCGGGUCUCCUGGACCUUCACGCCGCUCAGCUCAAUCUCAACAAGCAGCACCUGCAGGAGCUGGAGGCCACGUCCUACGACGGCAGACUGAUCUGGAAGAUCCAGGACUUCAAGAAGAGGCGGGAAGCCGAGGUGAAAGGUCAGUCACCGUGCCUGAGCAGCGUGCCGUUCCACAUCGGACGCUGCGGCUACAAAAUGGCCAUGAAGGCGUACCUGAAUGGAGACGGCGAGGGGAGGGGCUCCCACCUGUCGCUGUACGUGGUCCUGAUGCCCGGAGACUUCGACGCUCUGCUCCAGUGGCCGUUCAGACAGACCGUGUCCCUGUCGGUUCUGGACCAGAGCGGCGCCUCUAACCACCGCAUCCUGAGCUUCAGACCUGACCCCACCACCAAAUGCUUCCAGCAACCAGCCCCCGAGUCCGUGAGCAAUGUGGCUGUAGGCUUCCCCUGCUUCAUUCCCCUCAACCUGCUGGAAAACAGCCCGAACGCCGCGUACGUCAAAGACGACACGCUGUUCGUCAAGGCCAAGGUGGACAUGACGGGUCUGGAGCAGCUCUGAGGGUCCGGGUCGGGUCUGGAGGUCGGUUCAGGGAGGACACUGAGGUUUAAAGGAGCUGUUAAAAGGAUUUAAAUGAAGUUUAAAUGAUGAAUUAUCAUUUCUAGAGUUUUUUUUAAUGUGACUUUUGUCAAGAAAGAGAAGAAGAGGAUUUCUUGACUCGUGGAAAUCUUCAGGAUUAUCUCAGGGAUUAUUAUCAGGGACUGGUCAAGACUACGUCAAAGAGCUCAGUUAAUUAUUAGGUUUUAAUAAUGUUUGUAGCAAGGCCCACACUUUCUGCCUCAAAGAAAAUUCCUGAUUUCUGCUCAUCCAGAGGCCGUUACCACGUUGAUUUUAUUUAUUUAUUUAUAAUUUUAUGAAUUCAUGGUCAUUGUGUUGGAAGCUGCUCUGCUGCUGCAGCUCUUCAGGACUCACGGAUGAAUAAAGGAUGAAUAAAAGAUGAACAAAGGAUGGAGACUCUUGGAAAACAGUGCUAGCAGCUCUUAACAAGCUACAUGGCUACGAGCUGCAGUUGUGAAAAAACUAAAUGUAUCUGAAGUUUUAACUCCUUCAUUCUGAUCCAGAUUUGCCCGUUAACACAUCAGCGUGGCACAAUAACACAAACUAACCAACCACGGAUCAACUGACCAUCAACUCGUGUCCUGAAACCUAAAAUCACUGCUUUUCUCAAUGGAGUCUGGUGGAGUAUGGAACACGUCAACCACAGUUCGCUGUAGUUAAUAUACUGACUGGGGGAUGAAUGAGCUCAGAUGCUUUUUUAAACUGGACACAUCUAGUCUCUGAUGAGGUCUCUAAUAAAACCCAGCAGACGGCAGUAAAGUAGUAGUAGCUGCAGAUAUGUAUAGCCUGCAUAAAACCAGGCUGCAUUUCCUAGUCCUCCUAGGAGGUGGUAGUUGGAUGGUGGAGCAGAUAGUUGAUGUGCAGCCUCACCUGUCUCCUCACCUGUCUUCAUGGAGGCGGCCAUGUUGGUACGGUCACAUGAUCAGAGAUUGGUCCACAAGUCUGAAUGAGCUCCUACUAGUGACUGUUCCUACACACUCCAGAGAAAUCAAGCUGUUCCUUUAACUCUGGGGUCAGGAUUUAAUGAUGGUGUUUCAUUCAGAUUUCUCAGCAGUGACGUGGAGGGAGAGUUCAGGUUCUGUUUAUCAUCCUGUCUAAUGAGGAGAGAUAAACGUACUGACAGCAGGUUUCUAUACAAUGUCAAGAUAAUUAUCAGGUUCAUGUAGAAAGAAAAUGACCAAGAGCCAGAAUACAGUCUCCUGACUCUGCAAUAACCUACAGGGGUCAGAAAUAAAUGAAUAAGUAAAUCAAAUCAAACUUUAUUUUCAUACGGAUAUAACACAAAGUGCUUCACACGGCUGAAAUGGGCAAAAGACUGAAACAGAAACAUGUGGUAAGAAGAGAGAAACAGAAUCAAUAAGAGUAAAGUUAUAAAAAUAACUGAGUAAACACUUGAGUUUAUGACCAUCUGAAACAGUGGAAUAAAGGAAAUAAAAUGAGAUGAAAUGGAAUUAAGAUGAAUGAAGUCAUGUAGAGGAUGAACGGUGAUUUAAAGGGAAUCCUACGUUCUGACUGGCUUGUGUUUUCAUGAUGUCAGCUACAUACCCAGAGUUCAGUUUACUUCAGAGUAAACUCUCAGACGUCUCUAUGCUGCGACCAGGCAGCAGAACUUAGAACACACUCACAAAUGAGUCCAACGUGUUGAUAUUCUACUUAGAAAUGAACUACCAACUUUUAUCGACAAAGAUCCUUGUGACAACUGUCUCUGAAUAAAAUUAUUACUGAGGAAAAGACCUGAUGAUUGUUUGAUAAGUUUUCAUUUCUAACUGAGGACAUGAGCUCAGAUGUGAUGAGCUACCAACACAAACAGGAGAUUAACAAACAAUGAUAAUCAUCAACAUAAGGAGGACAAAGUAGACAAAGAACAUUAGAGUUAAGUUCGCUUUGUGUGAGGAACCAAAAGGUCUGUGGAGCUCAGGGAAUAGCUCAAGUAAUUUAAGGAAACGUGUGGCAUGGUGCAGCUUUCUAUAGGUGUCAGGUUACAAUAUACAGCAGAAGCUUCUAGUAAUAUUUACUUCAGUAUGAAUACACCUACAUUUACAGCAGCGCCAUCGCAAUAAGUAUCGAACCAUGAGCCGUAACUGCUCCAUUAUAUUGGACUGUUGUUAGCAUUAGCCUAGCUCAGUCAUCAUGUCAUUCACCUUCUACUGGAUGUGGACAUGAGCUCCACUGAAAGAAAUAAGAUCCACUGAGAAUCCACACUUUAUUUAUUUUGUUGAAAACUUGAAAGUAAUGCAAAUAUAAUGUAAUGAAAUGUAAUGCAAUUCAAAG
Molecule: messenger RNA, 4259 nt
Organism: Mugil cephalus (flathead mullet)
Lineage: Eukaryota; Metazoa; Chordata; Actinopteri; Mugiliformes; Mugilidae
Gene: traf5
Product: Tnf receptor-associated factor 5
Exons: 11
Coding region: 192-1931 (579 amino acids)
Biological process (GO): positive regulation of JNK cascade; tumor necrosis factor-mediated signaling pathway; regulation of canonical NF-kappaB signal transduction
Cellular component (GO): plasma membrane signaling receptor complex
Molecular function (GO): thioesterase binding; zinc ion binding
Source: RefSeq, a predicted model, not a curated record